This is a messenger RNA of Anopheles funestus (African malaria mosquito), 1813 nucleotides long. RefSeq names its product gastrula zinc finger protein XlCGF57.1-like. The record is from RefSeq and is a predicted model, not a curated record. Gene Ontology annotation, biological process: regulation of transcription by RNA polymerase II. The transcript is spliced from 4 exons. Gene Ontology annotation, cellular component: nucleus. Gene Ontology annotation, molecular function: zinc ion binding; RNA polymerase II cis-regulatory region sequence-specific DNA binding; DNA-binding transcription factor activity. The coding region runs from base 178 to 1737 and encodes 519 amino acids. NCBI's taxonomy places the organism in Eukaryota, Metazoa, Arthropoda, Insecta, Diptera, Culicidae.
AACAGAAUUGAGAAAUGCAAUUUGUACAACAAAUUCGUCAUUUGCCAACUGUUCAAUUGAUUUGACUGCCCCAAACAAACUGUCAAAUGGGAGCUGUCAGUCCGUCUUUGCUGAACUGGUUUGUUAUUGUUUAGAAAUGCAUCUGCGCCUGUAAAAAAGCUGAAAGUGGACGAUAAAAUGGAUAAUUUGUUGGAUUUGCGUGCGGUUUGCUGUACUUGUUUGAAGGUUACACAUAGUACGAUAUCGAUUCAGCAAAAAGAUUUAAAGUAUAACGUUUCACUUGCGGAAAUGGUGAACAAAAUUUGCUCCAUUGAGUUCAAACCAAACGAUGAAUGCUCCGAUAAACUGUGCUAUACGUGUGCAGAUAAGCUUCGGAAUGCUUAUGAUUUUCGAUUAAUGUGUGAGGAUUCUAGAACCAUCCUUCUCAGCCAUCGGGAAAAUAACCAGCAUCCAGUGCCAUUGGUACUUCCUCAAGCAGAUGUUGAAGAGUUGAAUCAUGAUGAAAACCUCGCUUCCGUUGAUUCAAGUAACGAUUUGAUUGAGUAUGUCGGUGAGGAGGAAUAUCUGGAGGAAUAUCUAGUAGAUGUAGAAGAUACUGUAUCAUCCAAUCAUUGUCAAAACCUUGAAGAAGAUAUCGAUGAUUCAAUCAUUGAAGAAUGUAGCGACCAUGAGACCGUGAUUGAGGAACAAAGUAUUGCAGAGGAGGAUAAUGCAAUCUCUGAAAUAGAAACUGAGAGUGAAACAAACCCAGACCACCAUAUCACCGACGAGGAUAAGAUGUUGGAAAAUGAAAAUCGGUGCACUAUUUGUGGUGUUGUGUUAAGCAAAAUGGCUCACCUAAGGCGUCAUAUGAAAACUCACAGUGCCUCCAAACCUCAUCGAUGUACCCAAUGUCCGAAGACAUUUACACGAUCGGAUAAUUUACGAGUGCACGAAGCAAAUCACUCACAGGAGCGCCGAUUCAAGUGCCCGCAGUGUGACCAGCGGUUUAAACGUACCUAUGCCAUGAAGGUACAUAUGGGCGUACGACACAAACACUUUGUGGAAGCGAACUUUCAUGUCUGCACUAUUUGUAGUACGUUUUUUAAAACGGUAGAACAGCUGAAAGUGCACAUGAAUAAGCACCGGAUUGAAAAUCGGUUUGUUUGUUAUGUUUGUGGUAAAACCUACGCCGAAUUGUUGCCCUAUGAAGUGCAUGUAAAAAAGCAUGCGAGUGAAGAACCUUUCGACUGUUUCCAUUGCUCGAAACAGUUUCCUAGUAAGGCUCAUCUUAUGCUUCACAUACGGUACCAUUCCGCGGACAAAUCGUUCAAGUGCCGAUAUUGUGAGACAAGUUUUGCGCGGAUUAGAGACUUAAAGGUGCAUGAGGAUUAUCACACCGGUACAAAGAACCAUACGUGCAAAACGUGUGGCAAAAGCUUCCAUCGGCAGUGCGCACUGAAAACGCACAUGAUGACUCAUACAGAGGAAAAACCGUACCCGUGUUCACACUGUCCCAAAAAGUUUCGCCAGAAGUAUGAUAUGAUAACGCACGAGCGGCGUCACACAGGGGAACGGUUCCAGUGCGAUAUGUGUGUGGAAAAGUUUAUCCACGUUCAUCAGUUGAAUUCUCAUUUGAAAAUAGUACACAACUGCGAAGUGCAGUGUCGCAGGCGAGGCGUGACAAAAAUUUUUAACGAGCCUAGUUAUCCCACAAGACCUCCAGCGGAGAAAAGUGUCCAUGGUAACGAAAUUUAACUACGAAGCGCCACUUCCAUGCUUACUUCUAUUAGCGAAAAUGUACAAUAAAGUUUUCCACGUGUUGUUUAGUUUA